Molecule: messenger RNA, 915 nt
Organism: Acyrthosiphon pisum (pea aphid)
Lineage: Eukaryota; Metazoa; Arthropoda; Insecta; Hemiptera; Aphididae
Exons: 4
Coding region: 344-862 (172 amino acids)
Source: RefSeq, a predicted model, not a curated record
UUAAUGGUUAUUAGUUUUUAUAAUAAUAUAUAUAAUAUCAGCUUCGACGAAACGUUUAUAUAACAUAUGUCAAUAUUAUCAAAGACUGCGAUCAGAGUUUUAUAAUGCUCAAUUUCAAGAAUUAAUAAAAAAAAAAAUAAUAAAAAAACUAUAUCCGUAUCUUGUUAUUGCAGACGCUGUCCACUACUAUUACUAUUUAUAUUAUUAUUAUUACUAUUGGUCUUAAUAUAAUAUAAAUUGAUUAGAAAAUACAAAUAUCAAGUCACUUUUAGAGGUAGAACUUAAAUCCACUCAACGUAUUUUAGCUACAAAUUAUCUACUGUUAAAGAUAUAUUUUUAAAAAAUGUCAUUUUCUAAUACGAACAUUAGUGAUUACGAAGAAUCAAUGACUGAAAGCGAUAACAAUUAUAACGAGGUAAAACCGGAGACCACAAAAAAACAAAAUAAAACAAAAAGAGAUGUGAAAUUGAAAAAAAAUAUGUGCAAAACAAAAGUUAAAAAAAAUAUUUCAUAUCUGGAUAGAAUUGGUCCUUUAAUUAAAGAUGUGAAAGUAAAUAAUGAACUUAUUAAUUCGAUCAUGGUGAAACAAAGUGAUGAAAUAGUAAACAUAAAAUUACCAUUUGAUAACGAAGUAUGUAGUGAUUACUGGACAAUAAAUCACUAUAAAAUAAAAAAUAUUCAAAAUCUUAUUGCUACAGACCGAUGGAAAGAAGCUGAGUGCAGUGUAAAAGUAUCGAUAACUGAUUUAGCAAAGGAUCAAGGGCUCGCAAACGAUUUAUCCAACAUCAUACAAACAAUAUUUACACGGUUCAUGUCUGAUCCAAACAAGAAAAUAGGAUGUAUUAAAAAAUCAAAAUCAUAAUAAAUCUGUUUGUAAUGACUGUUGAAAAUUAAAAUAAAAAACCAAUAUAUUAA